Aspergillus japonicus CBS 114.51 is the source of this 251-nucleotide messenger RNA. RefSeq lists its product as uncharacterized. NCBI's taxonomy places the organism in Eukaryota, Fungi, Ascomycota, Eurotiomycetes, Eurotiales, Aspergillaceae. Bases 1 to 216 code for a protein of 71 amino acids. The record is from RefSeq and is a predicted model, not a curated record. The transcript has 3 exons.
AUGCACAUCCCAACCUUCGUCACUCUCUCCCUCCUCGCCCUCCUCGGAACAGCAGCAGCAUCCCCCACCACGGCAGGGGCGAAGGAGAAGCCGCUGGCCGCGCGGGUGAACAUCCUACCCAACGGCGCGACCUGCAACAAGGACGGGAGUUUGGGGGUGUGCCAGAGUAAUUUCUGCAUGCAAAACGAGGGAGCUGCGACUGGAGUUUGUCGGUAAAUAAAUGGUCGGACUGCCGAAGAAAGGGAAGGAAG